This is a messenger RNA of Chionomys nivalis (European snow vole), 6520 nucleotides long. RefSeq names its product fibroblast growth factor receptor substrate 2 (gene Frs2). Bases 355 to 1881 code for a protein of 508 amino acids. The record is from RefSeq and is a predicted model, not a curated record. The transcript has 8 exons. Gene Ontology annotation, cellular component: cell-cell junction; cytoplasm. Gene Ontology annotation, biological process: cell surface receptor protein tyrosine kinase signaling pathway. Lineage: Eukaryota; Metazoa; Chordata; Mammalia; Rodentia; Cricetidae.
CUUCGGGCAGGAGAGAGGCCUGGUAGACACAGGCGCCGAGGUUCCGUCGGCUCCGAGUCGGGGGUCGGGUCGCGGAGAGAGUUGCGGAGCUCCGCGGCCGCCGCCGCCCCGCGCCCUCGCAGCGCCCCCGUGCCGGCGAAAUGACCACCAAGAAGUAGAUGCCCGGAUGUCCCGGUGAGGAAGUAAUCCACAUGUCAUGAAGUAAGAUGCUGCAGAGCGAGCAUUCCUCCAGAGUGGUUAAGUCAUUAAAUGAAGACAUCAUAUUUUGAAAUAUGUUUAAUCUCCUGAUGCAGCAUCAGAGGCUAACAAUAUUCAUGGCCAAAUCUAGUGCUCACAUGGUCUUCUGAAGAAGCCAUGGGUAGCUGUUGUAGCUGUCCAGAUAAAGACACUGUCCCAGAUAACCAUCGGAACAAGUUUAAGGUCAUUAAUGUGGAUGAUGAUGGGAAUGAGCUAGGCUCUGGCAUAAUGGAGCUUACAGACACAGAACUGAUUCUAUAUACCCGUAAACGUGAUUCAGUAAAAUGGCACUACCUCUGCCUGCGACGAUAUGGCUAUGACUCAAAUCUCUUUUCUUUUGAAAGUGGUCGAAGGUGUCAGACUGGACAAGGAAUCUUUGCUUUUAAGUGUGCCCGUGCAGAAGAAUUAUUUAAUAUGUUGCAAGAGAUUAUGCAAAAUAAUAGUAUAAAUGUGGUGGAAGAGCCUGUUGUAGAAAGAAAUAAUCAUCAGACAGAAUUGGAAGUCCCUAGAACCCCUCGAACACCCACAACUCCAGGGUUUGCUGCUCAGAACUUACCUAACGGAUAUCCCCGCUACCCCUCGUUUGGAGAUGCCUCAUCCCACCCCUCCAGCCGGCACCCUUCUGUGGGAAGUGCUCGCUUACCCUCAGUCGGUGAAGAGUCGACACAUCCUUUGCUCGUGGCCGAGGAACAGGUACAUACUUAUGUUAACACCACAGGCGUGCAAGAAGAGCGAAAAAACCGUGCAAGUGUGCAUGUCCCCCAGGAGGCGAGAGUUUCUAAUGCGGAAAGCAACACACCAAAAGAAGAACCAAGUAAUACUGAAGACAGGGACCCUCAGGUUCUUCUAAAACCCGAAGGAGUCAAAUUUGUCUUAGGACCAACCCCUGUUCAGAAACAGUUAAUGGAAAAGGAGAAACUGGAGCAGCUUGGAAGAGACCAAGUUAGUGGAAGCGGUGCGAAUGGCGCGGACUGGGACACUGGCUAUGACAGUGACGAACGGAGAGACGCACCCGCUGUUAACAAGCUGGUGUAUGAAAAUGUCAAUGGGCUAUCUAUCCCUAGUGCCUCAGGGGUCAGGAGAGGGCGUCUGACAUCUGCCAGUACCUCAGAUACUCAGAACAUCAACAAUUCAGCUCAGAGGAGAACUGCAUUGUUAAACUAUGAGAAUUUACCAUCUUUGCCUCCUGUUUGGGAAGCCCGCAAACUAAGUAGGGAUGAAGAUGACAAUUUAGGACCAAAGACCCCAUCUCUAAAUGGCUACCAUAAUAAUCUAGAUCCAAUGCAUAACUAUGUUAAUACAGAGAAUGUAACUGUGCCGGCAAGUGCUCACAAAAUAGACUAUUCAAGGCGUCGGGAUUGUACACCGACAGUCUUUAACUUUGACAUCAGGCGCCCCAGCUUAGAACACAGGCAACUCAAUUAUAUACAGGUGGAUUUAGAAGGUGGCAGUGACUCUGACAACCCUCAGACUCCAAAAACCCCUACCACUCCCCUUCCACAAACCCCUACCAGGCGCACAGAGCUGUAUGCUGUCAUAGACAUCGAGAGAACUGCUGCUAUGUCCAACUUGCAGAAAGCACUGCCCCGUGACGACGGUACAUCUAGGAAAACGAGACACAAUAGUACUGACCUGCCCAUGUGAGCCUGGAAAGCAUUACAUCGUUCGCACCUUCGUGAAGUUUUUAAGAAUGAAGAUGCAAUGCUUCAUUUUCAUUUCUACACUAACUCCUUUUAUAGACUGAUGAAUUUUUUUCUGAAUAUUUCAUGUGCAUCUUUAAAGGGAAUUAAUGUAGAGCAGGUACUCCUUACAGAACACUAAUUUCAUUAUAUUCUCCUCACUAUUGUACAGCAGCAUUCCCAUUUUCACAGUGCCUAUUGAAAAUGAGAUUUGAAGUGAAUGACAUGCUGGUUGAUUUUUAUUCCAUAUCCAGGACAUAUGUGUAGCUUUCACGUCUAAGUUGUGUUGGCAUUUAAACCUUUGAUAAAGUCUCUUGAUAACGUGCAUUGCUAACAUAACUCUAGGCUUUGAAGGUAGGACUCGUAGAUUCACUGCUCACGGUGUAUGGUCUCCAGCAUGGAACAUGAGGAAUCUUAUUUCAUUAAUUAAAGGCUUUUUGACUUGGGCCAAAAAAAAAAAAAAAAAAAAAAGAAGAAGAAGAAGAAGACGAAGAAGCAAAAGAACCACACCUCCUUUUGUACCAGUCAGCUCCUCUGUCUUCAGUGUUACUAGAAAGAGUGCAGUAUCAUGAAUAUAGUUGCAUUUUGGAAGGCAGACAGGAGACCAAAUUUUGUUUACUCAUCUCAUGGUGUCAUUUGAAGGGCAUGUCCAGAUAUCUUACUCAGAAUUACUAUAGGGUUAGGAGUCAGUCUCAGGUCACUUUACCCAAAAACAUUUGAAAAAUCCACACCAUGAUCUCUUGGCGUUUCUUUUCGGUAGAUUGACAGCACAUUGUUUUCUGGAAACAUUUGUGCCAUUAAACUCCCAUUUAGCUUCAGCUUUUUCCCCCUUUGGUGUUUGGGUUGUCUUACUUUGUUUUGUAAUGUCUUUCUCAAUUUUCAAUACAAUGUUUGAGUUUAUAUAUCAUUUUGGAAUGGGAUUGUGUGUUUAUUGUUACUUGGUUUGCAUUUUUGUCAAGUUAUGGUCUUGAAGAUCCAUUUGGAACUGACUGUUAUUUUCUAACAGGGUUGCCCUUGUCCAGUAUUUAUAUAUCUGCUGUUUACUCUUCAAGUUGAUGAAAAAAGCAUUGUCUCGAUUUUAAAUUUCAUUUGUGUCCAUAGGUGAUCUCUUUACUAGCCGAGAAAAAGAGGAAGAUACUCUAAACAUGUGAGUUCCCAUGGUCCUGUCCUCCCUGUGGGCACAUUCCCCAGCACUUUAGUGGGGAUUGCUCAGCUACAUGGCUGCAGUCCCGCUCUGCCCACUCUGCUGCUCCUGGGCUCUGCUGUCCUUCCCAUGGAGCUAGGCUCUUAUUAUCCCCUGAUUUUGGUGAGCUAUUAAUAUUGUUGCCAGCAUAGCAAGUACAGGGAAGUCUUGAGGAUCUGAAAUGAACGUUUAUAUAAACUAAUGGAGAGUCCAGAUGUUGGACUUCUAGAAAUCAAGAAUGCUCCAGAUUCCUAACCACUGUAGAAUAAAGACAAGAGUGGAAGGAUAGGUAGCCUUACAAAAUAUUUUACUUUUUUCUCUAAUGUUGAGGAAGUUUCUUAUAGUGAUAUGGCUAUACCAGAUGUGGCUAAAGUUGAUUUAACAAGAACAGGUAGGUUUCAGCCCUAGAGCGUUCUGUGUAUUCAGGAACUCAUCAUAAACCAUGACUAGAUGAGCAGAACAGCAGAGUGGAACCAUAAUGAAAGUAAAUUAUUUCGGUUGUCUUCGUCAUUCUUAGUGCCAUUGGUCCAUAGCAGAAUUUCCUUUUCCUUCUUUUUCCUCUGUGAACUUGGUGCUUACUAAAAUGUUCACUGUUCUCCCUAAGAGAGCAAUGACCAGACGUGCAGAUUCCUGUUUAAUAUCCUCUUCCGUUUGUCCUUUCUUCUGAGUAGACUGCUAAUUGUGCCAAAUUUCAGCGGAGGUUUUUUGAACAUGGGGUAAGAACUCUGAUAGCAGCAAUGUACACGAUUUCCUGAGAGCGGGCGUUAGGACAGCUGACUCUGGAGUGAGGGGCUGAUCGCUCUGGAGGCUGGGUGCUCUUUGUUUCCUUUGUGCUCUUCACUUUUCCUUCCGAUUUGAGUUAGAUUUAUUUUAUUUUAUUUUUGGUGAUUCUAAUAUAAUCACUACAGUUUAUGCUUUAAAUAAUGUAUGGUUUAAGAAUGAAAACGGGACCAAUUUGUCUGCUAACCAUUUGAUUUUAGGGGACUAGCUGAAUAUUCAUUAGGAAGAGGUAAACAGGUGAUGUUAACUUCUAGAUGUCUUCUGGAAACUCAUUUAGAACACCCGCCCUUACGGUGGUCUCACAAUGGGCAUUAAGCUCUGUCUUGGAAGAAUGUACCUAUUACUAUUUGGUGAACUUCAGAGUGAGAUAUUUUAUUGCCUCAUAUUUGUGGCCAUAUGUCUCAGAUUUUCUGAGACAAACUUAAUUUUAGGUAAUUGGUUUUGUUGAUUAGACGAUGUGACACUACUUUUUGGUUUUGAAAAUAUAAUCCUUGUCGUCCCCCCACCCCCAAUAAAAUCCUUUUUUAUCCAUACAGAUCCUGACAACAUUUUUUUUGAGACCAGGGGUGAAAAGUGAUACAGGUCUUACUAGUGUUCUUCUCAAUGGCUUGCUUCUCAGUUUCAUCUUCCUUUGAAAAAAUGAAAAUAUGGUGCCUUCCCUCCUUCCAGGAAGAUUGGCAAAUAGUUCCUUUUGUUCCUGCUGCUGUGGAGUGAUGAGACAUGCACUUUACUCUCGAAGACUCAGCAAAAAGCUUUCACUUCUCAUUAUAUCCAGAAAAGAUUACAUUCGGGACUUAAACUUUGCCAAGCAAUCUUUGUCAUUACAGUUAUUAAUGUUGACCCCCACACAAUGUCAUAAGUCAAAACUGAUGUUUGUUAUUCUCCUCACUGCUCUCACCCCAGGUCUGUGGCACAGCAUAUAAAAAUGUACCUCAAUAAUGUUCUGUUAAAAAUGGGACAGGGGCCUUAUGUUUUCAUGAUUUUUCCAACAACGUGCCACCAUGUAUUUGCCUCAAGCUAACAAGUACUUCCCAGUUUCCCCUGUACUGUUUUCUACCCCAAAUGCCCAAGUGUUUUGUGCAAUGUGUAGUGUGUAUGUAUAAAUAUAUAUAUCUAUAUAUAUUCUUGAAAUAGACAUAACAUCAGAGACACUCAGAAGUAAUGUAUUGCCAUCUCAUUCAUUUCUGAUGUGAAGUACAUGGUACUAUUUACUUUUUCCUUAAUGUUUGCCAAAUUUGAGUCAAGGCAUUGGUACGAAAUUACAGCAUAUACAGGAAACAUUUUGGCUUGAAAAGUUAACAAAUGAAAGUAUUCAGACCUUUCACAAUGUAUUCUGCCCAGACCAGCACCCUGUCUUCUUGCUGCCUGUUCCCCAUUCCUGCUUCCUCAUUGUUCGGGGUGUAACACAAUUCUUUUAUAGCAUCCUAUAGUUGAAAUUCUCUGGCAGCUGGAGAAGACAGCAUGGAAACAGGCUGGUAUCACUAGUACAGUCACCAGGUGCCACAUUUGCAUUAGGAAGUGCAAAAUAGAUGUUUAUAAAGGACAGACUUUGUGUUAUGUUUCUAUUUUCAUUACAUUGUAUAAUACUGUAAGAUUAUUGUAUGUCCUAAUUUGCAUUAUAAAUGUUUUUUUCCUACAUAAAGGCAUAAAUAAUAGCAACUUUGUAUAAAGGUAGCUUAUUAGAUUUUAAUUUUUCUCUUAUAAAAGUUGUCUACAGUGGGACUACCAUUGCCAAAUUGUAUAUGAGAUAUGAAUUUUACCCCUAUGGUUAAUUUCUAAACAUUCCAUGUUUCUCUAAUGAAAGACGUGAUACUGUACUAUGCAUAAAUUAUGUUUUAAUGCUGUUUCAUUAUCAGCAUUUUAAUUUUGGGUUUGCAUUUUUAGUAUUGGCAGAACUUAAGCACUGUCAAUGAAAACCCUGUUGUAUGUGUAACAGCAUCAUUUGCCCUCUAUCCCUUCUUGCCCUUUGUUCUUUACUCUCCCUGUCAGUGCCAAUUCAUACAUUUUGUAGCAUGGCAAUAAAAUAUAACUUUUCCACUGAGGCCAAGUGUGGCUCUUUGAAGGCAGUGGGGUGGGAGGACCGCCACCUAGUUGUCCUGGUAUGUGACUCUUUUUGCCAUAUAAGCCAUGUUGUCAGGCGUAAGAAGUCAUAUAUGAUGUAAACAUGCUCUUAAGGACAAGUGUGGAUGUGCUUUAAAACUUUGUUUUUAAUGUAAGAAGUAAUAACUAAUUUUUAAUCUUUGGAAAAGUCAGAGUUCUUGAAGUACAAUCAAACCUUUAUUAACUGGAGUACUUAAAGAAUAAGCUAAUAAUGGAAUUUUGUUAAACAAGGGCUAAGCAACACUUUUAAAAAGUUCUUAUUUAUUGUGGAGUAUUAGUAUACCUUACUAUCCUAAAAUUAUAAUGUGUAAAAUAUGGUUUGAUCUUAGACAAUGUAGCAUCUUGCAAUGCCUUACUGUUAUCAUUCUGGCAUAGAUAUCCGUGAUGAGGUACUCAAGUUGAUACUGGAAGCCGAGCUGACUAUACACUGACCUUAAGCAUUCAUGAAAAACUGCUUUGUUAAAUAAAAUCUGAUGAGUUCUUAUGGUCACUUUUCCCUUAUUGCCAAAAGUAGAUUGCAAUAAAACCCAAAUAAAAGCUU